Molecule: messenger RNA, 996 nt
Organism: Coniosporium apollinis CBS 100218
Lineage: Eukaryota; Fungi; Ascomycota; Dothideomycetes
Product: dihydrodipicolinate synthetase
Exons: 1
Coding region: 1-996 (331 amino acids)
Molecular function (GO): 4-hydroxy-tetrahydrodipicolinate synthase activity
Source: RefSeq, a predicted model, not a curated record
AUGGCACCUGUCAACGGCUCCAGUUCCAACGGAAGCAACGGACACAGGACGUCCAGAACACCUCUCCGCCAUGGUAUAUACUCCCCAGUCAUGACCUUCUUCGACCCCGAGACAGAAGACCUCGACAUUCCCUCCAUCCGUAAACAUGCCGUCCGCCUCGCCGACGCUGGUCUUGUCGGCAUCGUAACCAUGGGCUCAAACGGCGAAGCGGUCCACCUAACCCGCGCCGAAAAGAGCACCGUGACGCGCGAAACACGCUCCGCCCUCGACGAAGCCGGCUACCAGAACGUCCCCGUCAUCGUCGGCGCCAGCGAAAACAGCAUCCGCGGCACCAUCGAGCUGUGCAAAGAAUCCGAGGCCGCGGGCGGCGAAUACGUGCUCAUUGUGCCGCCGAGCUACUACCGGUACGCCAUGGACGAGGCCGCGCUGUACGAGUACUACACCUCUGUCGCCGACGGGUCACCGCUGCCGAUUAUUCUAUACAACUACCCUGGCGCAGUGGCUGGCAUUGAUAUGGACAGUGAUUUCAUCAUUAAGCUGACUAAACACCCCAAUAUCGUUGGCACGAAGUUCACGUGCGGCAGCACGGGGAAGCUAACGCGCGUGGCGCUCGCUACGAAUGCAUGCUCGCCCAAGAGUGAGGGCAGCGGAUACAUGGCCUUCGGCGGCAUUGCAGACUUCACGGCACAGACGGCCGCGAGUGGCGGGUCGGGCAUCAUCGCCGGCGGUGCGAACGUCAUACCGAAGACGUGCGUGAAGGUAUGGAAUCUGUGGGCGGAAGGGAAAUAUGAGGAGGCCAUUGAGCUGCAGAAGGUAUUGAGUAAGGGGGAUUGGGUGCUCACGAAGGCGGCUAUCCCGGGUACGAAAGCGGCUAUAGAGAGCUACUACGGCUAUGGUGGAUAUCCGAGACGGCCGCUUAAGAGGUUGAGUAAGGAGCAGGUGGAGGCUGUUAAGGAGGGGAUUAGGGAGGUUAUGGAGGUGGAGAAGAGCUUAUGA